Aureobasidium pullulans EXF-150 is the source of this 2926-nucleotide messenger RNA. Its product is annotated as histidine biosynthesis trifunctional protein. Gene Ontology annotation, molecular function: histidinol dehydrogenase activity; phosphoribosyl-AMP cyclohydrolase activity; NAD binding. Bases 133 to 2742 code for a protein of 869 amino acids. Gene Ontology annotation, biological process: L-histidine biosynthetic process. The transcript has 2 exons. Lineage: Eukaryota; Fungi; Ascomycota; Dothideomycetes; Dothideales; Saccotheciaceae. The record is from RefSeq and is a predicted model, not a curated record. Gene Ontology annotation, cellular component: cytoplasm.
CGGUAGAGUCAUCGGAAACAUCAGGAAACCAAGGCCAUCUUCAUCUCAAUAGACCAUUUCCACCGCUCUGCUUCGCCCAAGCUCCGACCUGAUCGCAUAGCAACUCAUAUUCAUACAACAGUGGUCCACACCAUGUCGGUACCAUUCUUGCCCGCAAUUGACCUGGCACAAGGCCUCAAUGCCUCUACAGGACUUAGCGCCGCCAGCCUUGGUCACGUCGGCGCCGUCUACGCUGUCGCAACCCAGCAGACCAUCGAUGCCGCCUUCGACCACCUCAAACAGACGGCCACCCGCUUCGGCACCUUCUUCGACUGCACAAAGCUAGAAUCCACCGACGACAUCCUGUCACUGCUCGACGCCGGCGCAGUCAAGGUCUUUGUUUCAAGUUCACAACUCCAAAACAUUCAGAACAAGAAUGUCGACGCCUCACGACUAGUCCUCUCGCUCGCCGGUGCUGGUAACUCAGUAUUGGAUGUGCUCCAGGGCAACGAGGUUGGAAUCUACCUUGCUGGUAUCGCCGAUGUCACUGCUGUCGAGAGCUUGCUCGAAGCCUACGGAUCCAACAGACCACCCGUCUACGUCUCGCUGGCCCAGCCCACCCUCGAGAAGGCCCUCCAGAUCGCCCACAUCAACGCUACCCCCGUCAUCGCUGCUCAGCACCUGACCGUCGACCCCAAGAACCAGUCCAGCCUCAUUCCCGCCGCCCCUCUCCUUCUCGCAAACGCUACCACCGACAGACCCGACGGUCUUUUCACAACCCUUGUCACCGAUGAGCGUGGCGUCGCCCUUGGUUUGGUAUACAGCAGUGAGGAGAGCAUUUCUGAGAGUUUGCGCACAGGCCGUGGUGUCUUCAACAGCAGGAAGCGUGGUCUUUGGUACAAGGGUGACACCAGUGGAGACAUCCAAGAGUUGAUCCGCAUUGACAAGGACUGCGAUGGCGAUGCUCUACGUUUUAUCGUCCACCAGAAGGGCAGAGGCUUCUGCCACCUUGCAACCCCCACAUGCUUCGGCGACUACGCUGGCUUGUCGCGUCUUGAAAAGACUCUUUCCAGCCGCAAGCGUUCUGCUCCCGAAGGCUCCUACACCGCUCGCCUUUUCAACGACCCCAAGAUGCUGUCAGCAAAAAUCCUCGAGGAGGCACAAGAGUUGGUUGAUGCAACGGACAAGGACAAUAUCGCUGCUGAAGCUGCCGACGUCAUCUACUUUGCUCUGACCAAGUGCAUUGCCAACGAUGUUUCUCUCGAGGACAUUGAACGUAACCUGGAUGCUAAGAACCUCAAGGUCAAGAGGAGAAAGGGUGAUGCCAAGCCUCAGUUCGCCGAGAAGGUUGGUAUGCAGGUCAACGGAGACAAGGAGAUGGUCAAGGAGGCCGCUUCGGUACCAAAGGCCAAGGAGGACCCUGCUGGCACCGUCGAUGGCAGAAUCAGCAUGCGCCGCUACUACACAACUAAGGAGACCAAGGACACCGUCCAGCAGGCUCUGCAGCGUCCCUCGCAAAAGUCGACUGACCGCAUCAUGGGUAUCGUCAACCCCAUCAUCGAGGGCGUCCGCAAGGGUGGUGACAAGGCUCUGCUCGAGUACACCCACAAGUUCGAAAAGGCUACUUCUCUCAGCACCACCGUCCUCAAGGCUCCUUUCCCUGAAAACCUCAUGCAAAUCGCACCUGAGACCAAAGAGGCCAUCGACAUAUCAUACGAAAACAUCCGCAAGUUCCACGCUGCACAGGAGACUGAGGACCUCCGUGUUGAGACCAUGCCCGGUGUUGUCUGCUCCCGUUUCGUUCGCCCCAUCGAGCGCGUCGGUCUGUACGUACCUGGUGGUACCGCUGUUCUUCCCUCGACCACACUCAUGCUGGGUGUUCCUGCCAAGGUCGCUGGUUGCAAGAAGAUCGUCAUCGCCUCUCCUCCUCGUUCCGAUGGCUCUAUCACUCCUGAGAUUGUCUACGUCGCCCACAAGGUCGGUGCUGAGAGCAUUGUCCUGGCUGGUGGUGCUCAGGCUGUUGCCGCUAUGGCUUACGGUACCGAGUCAGUCACCAAGGUUGACAAGAUUCUCGGCCCCGGUAACCAGUUCGUCACUGCUGCCAAGAUGAUUGUUUCCAACGACACUUCUGCUGGUGUCAGCAUUGACAUGCCUGCUGGUCCUUCCGAGGUUAUGGUCAUCGCUGACAAGACUUCCAACCCUGCCUUCGUCGCAUCCGACUUGUUAUCACAGGCCGAGCACGGUGUUGAUUCGCAGGUUGUUCUUAUUGCCAUUGAUAUGAGCGAGCAAGAGCUCCAGGCCGUCGAGGACGAACUUCACAACCAGGCUAUGGCUUUGCCCCGUGUUGACAUCGUCCGCGGUGCUAUCGCUCACAGUUUGACGCUGGUCGUCAAGACCCGUGAGGAGGCCAUGGAGUUGAGCAACUUCUACGCCCCCGAGCACUUGAUUUUGCAGGUCGAGGACGCCGAGGCCUACACCGAGACUGUUGAGAAUGCCGGAUCCGUCUUCAUCGGUCCCUGGACACCCGAGUCUGUCGGUGACUACUCUGCCGGUGUCAACCACUCUCUGCCCACAUACGGCUACGCCAAGCAAUACUCAGGUGUCAACCUCAGUUCCUACGUCAAGCACAUUACCAGCUCAAACCUCACAGCCCAAGGCCUUCGCAACGUCGGCAAGGCAGUCAUGCAACUCGCCAAGGUCGAGCAACUCGAGGCCCACAGACGUGCCGUCGAGAUCCGUAUGGAGCACAUGGACAAGCAGUAGAUUUGCCCGCUUCAUCCCGGAAAAUUCUGCCAUUACGAAUCAAUGCUGGAAAAUAUGUUUCCUAAAGCAUUGAUGGCUUUUUGGCUAGAUGGGCUUGCGCAUUGAAUGUUAAGAAGUAAUUCAUUAUGGAAAAGCGAUUGUUCUUUUUAGACUAUGGGUUGUUGCUUUUUGGUAUAGCAUUGGC